This is a messenger RNA of Scaptodrosophila lebanonensis, 1081 nucleotides long. RefSeq lists its product as uncharacterized. NCBI's taxonomy places the organism in Eukaryota, Metazoa, Arthropoda, Insecta, Diptera, Drosophilidae. The transcript has 3 exons. Bases 57 to 770 code for a protein of 237 amino acids. The record is from RefSeq and is a predicted model, not a curated record.
UGCAGUUUCUUGAAUACCUGCGGUCCUUCAACGCGCCCGAUGUUAAGAACGUGAAAAUGGUGAACGAAGUGAACUUACCAACUGCUGAUGCUGGUAGUGACUCCCUUAGUGAGCGCUUGGAAGCCUCCAAUCGGCUACUGCAAGAAAUGCAGGCAGAGCACCGACAGUUGCUGAUAGAGAUGGAAACAUUGAGAGCACGUGCUGCAGAACUUACCCGUUUAAAUGUGCAGCAGCAGGCGCAGUCGAACAAAGAACAGCAACCAACCCAAGCACAAAUUUCCACAACAGAUGCUAUUGUUCCUACACCGAUAAUACAGAGAGCUGAGACAGAACCCGCACAAGCAUGGGACGCCCAAAUAGACCAUGAAGAAGAAAAUGAAAUCACGGACGACAAGAAGGAAACGGCCAGUUAUUUACAGGAAAAAUUAAAUGAAAUAUCAGCCCUUAAGGCGCAAUUCAAGCGCGUGCAGCAUAUAGUGGAUACCACUAAUGUUAUUGAAAAACAUAUAGCCACAAAAAUCACACAGGCGGCGCCUUCAAUAAUUGAAGCUGAGUGUGCAACGGAAGCUCAGCCAUGUUCUGUACCAGUCGUUGCAGCAUCUCCAAUGACUCGUCCGGUAACGGACAAUGCGGAGUUGCUCAGCAUAAUGUUAAAUACAUUUACAGACUUUACAAGUGAUUUGCGUGGACAUGCCGAAUGUUUGCGCGCAGAGCGGGAUCGUAUAAAAACCCUAAAGGAAGACAUCAUACGUCAAAGGCAAAAGAAAUAGCUGGGUACAAUCAUAAAUAAGAUGUAAAGCGCGCGUCGAGUUUCCUCCGCGUUGGCAGCACUCUGAUAGAAUGCAGCCCUGGUCUAAAAAUAUCGAUAAGGGCUAUUAGCAGACGGUCUUGACUGUAGUGCACAAAUAAUUACCUGCAGUUGCAAUUUGAACGCCGUUCGGAGAACAUCUACUCGAGUGCUUAAAGUACAAGUGAACUAAUAGCAAGAAAUUGCUAAAAGGGGGGAGAAAAAAAAAAAAAUAACUGAAAACUUUGCAACUCACUCUAAGAAAAUAAAUAAAUAAAAUUAAUUUACUCCUAA